AUGUUCCUUGGCCUCAUCUCAUCGCACAAUACUAAGAACCAGUCUUUGAAUGCUGAACCUCCCAAGAAAGUCAAGGAGUCUCCUAUAUAUGCGGUAGACUUUACUUCAACAGUAUUCACCCCCUCUACGACUACUCAGAUGCCAAAAAGUGGUAUCAAAGCCAGAUCCAAAAGAAAGAUUCAGCCAAAGGUUAUUAAAGGUGUUAAGCCUGUAUCUCCACCAUUAGAAUCUACAUUGACAAAUAGUUUUGACGUUAAAGAUUCACAAGUAUAUAUAUUCUAUACAACUUUGACAGGUUCGUCUCAAAGAGUUGCUCAAGCUAUGUACAAUAAGUUGGAUAGCAUGGAAGAAAUAAAGUUAACACCCAAGCUUCUCAGUUUAGAUGAUGAUGUUGAUGAUUUAGAGGAAUUUUUUAUGAAGACCCCAGAAAAUGAUGAUGGUUCGAAGAAUAUCUAUGUUCUUGUCCUUCCAUCGUAUGAAAUGGAUUCACCUAUGGACUAUUUCUUAGAGCAUUUACAAGAUACAUACCAAGAUUUCAGAGUUGAUAAGUACCCAUUAAGCAAGUUAGCAGGGUUUGCUGUACUUGGAUUGGGUGACUCUGAAAGUUGGGGUGGUAAAAAGUUCUGCUACCAAUCAAAGGCCGCAGAUAGAUGGUUGGGUAAAUUGGGAGGAAGAAGAUUAUUCCCUAUAGGUCAGAUAUGUAUGAAGUAUCAAGGUGAACCAAAAACCAAUGAGUGGAUCCAAGGGUUUGCUGAAAUGCUUUUAGACAAGGAGCCAAUUUAUUUGGAUACCAAUGAAGACAUUGAUGAUAGUGAUAUGGAAGAUGGUACUAAGGACAAUGAGAGUGAUGAUACAUUGGUGGAUGUUGAAGAUAUGGGUGAUAUGAUGCGUUCUUCUUCAGGAAGUGGCACCACCACCAAAGGAUUGAGAGGUGAAACCGUAAGCUCCUCUUCUUCAGGUCCCCUCCCUGCUAAAGAAAUGGUCUCCAAAAAUUCUCCAACUUAUAAAUCAUUAACUAAGCAAGGCUACACUAUUGUGGGUUCACAUUCUGGAGUUAAGAUUUGUAGAUGGACUAAGAGCGCAUUACGGGGAAGAGGAUCUUGUUAUAAGUUUGCAUUUUAUGGUAUUCGUUCCCAUUUAUGUAUGGAAACAACUCCUUCUCUUGCAUGUUCCAAUAAGUGUGUUUUCUGUUGGAGACACGGAACCAACCCGGUUGCCAAAUCUAAUUGGAGAUGGGAAGUAGAUCAACCUGAAGUUGUUUUAGAAGGAGCAUUAGAAGGUCACUAUAAGAAGAUUAAACAACUUCGAGGAGUUCCUGGAGUUCAAUUGGACCGUUUCCAAGAAGCGUUCACAGUUAAACAUUGUGCAUUAUCACUUGUUGGAGAGCCCAUCUUCUAUCCCCACAUCAAUGAGUUUGUACUGAUGCUUCAUGCUAAACACAUAUCGUCAUUCCUAGUAUGUAAUGCUCAACAUCCUGACCAUUUAGCAAAGUUGAGUAAAGUAACUCAAUUAUAUGUGAGUAUUGAUGCUCCUACUAAGACCGAUUUGAAAAAGGUUGAUCGUCCUUUAAAUAGUGAUUUCUGGGAAAGAUUAAUGCUGUGCUUAGAUAUAUUAAGGACCGUCCAAAGACAUCAAAGAACUGUAUUCCGGUUAACAUUGGUCAAGGGUUUCAAUAUGAAUGAUAUUGAAAGUUAUGCCGAUAUGGUUGAAAGAGCAUGUCCCUCUCAAAUUGAAAUCAAAGGUGCAACAUUUUGUGGUUCAAGUUCAGCUAACGGGAACCCUUUGACAAUGCAAAACAUUCCAUUCUAUGAUGAAUGUCGUUUAUUUGUUGAAGACUUAUGUAAGGAGUUACAAUCUCGUGGUCUUGAUUAUGAAAUAGCUGCUGAACACGCUCAUUCUUGCUGUAUUUUAAUGGCCCAUACAAGAUUUAAAAAGGAAGGCAAGUGGUAUACCCACAUUGAUUAUCCCAAAUUCUUUAGUUUAUUAGAAAGUGGAGACGAAUUUACUGACAUAGAUUAUGUACUGGAAACACCAGAAUGGGCAUACUAUGGCUCUGAAGAAGCAGGGUUUAACCCUGAAGAUACCAAGUUUGAUCGUAAGGCUGAAAAGUUGAAGAAAAGAUUAGAAAGAGAGAAGAAUGGUGAUGUUGAUCCAAUAAUGAUAAACAACACGGCAGAAUAA
Lizanozyma spartinae is the source of this 2181-nucleotide messenger RNA. Its product is annotated as putative tRNA 4-demethylwyosine synthase. The transcript has 2 exons. Lineage: Eukaryota; Fungi; Ascomycota; Pichiomycetes; Serinales; Debaryomycetaceae. Gene Ontology annotation, biological process: wybutosine biosynthetic process. Gene Ontology annotation, molecular function: FMN binding; 4 iron, 4 sulfur cluster binding; catalytic activity. The coding region runs from base 1 to 2181 and encodes 726 amino acids. The record is from RefSeq and is a predicted model, not a curated record.